AUGGAAGACUGGAGAAGAAUUGACAUAGAUGCACUAGACACAGAAAAUCAGAUACUAGCUGAGGAACUAAAACCUGAUGUUCCACCAGUUAGUGCUGAAGAAGUUCAAUCAAAAAUAUCAACACUUCGUUCAUAUAUUUCAAAAGGUUCAUAUAAUGAUGCAAUUCUAUUCAUCACUGAAGACCCACCAUAUGGUGCAGAUGAGUCCUCAAAAGCACAAUUAUUAAAUUCAGUACUUGAUGUAUUGAGUGCAGUUAAACAAUCAGAUAUCCCAACAAUUGUGGAAUCUUUAUCAAUUGAACAACAGAAUGUUUUAGUUAAGUAUCUAUACAAGGGGAUGUCAGUGAGCAAGGGUCAACAACAAGGUGGUAUUUUGUUAUCAUGGUAUGACAAAACAGUGGACAUAACAGGUUUGGGUCCAGUUGUUCGUUACUUAUCAGAUAGACGCACUGUAUAA
Hansenula anomala is the source of this 456-nucleotide messenger RNA. RefSeq names its product Arc15p (gene ARC15). Gene Ontology annotation, molecular function: actin filament binding. Lineage: Eukaryota; Fungi; Ascomycota; Saccharomycetes; Phaffomycetales; Wickerhamomycetaceae. The transcript is spliced from 2 exons. Gene Ontology annotation, biological process: Arp2/3 complex-mediated actin nucleation; regulation of actin filament polymerization. The record is from RefSeq and is a predicted model, not a curated record. Gene Ontology annotation, cellular component: cytoplasm; actin cytoskeleton; Arp2/3 protein complex. Bases 1 to 456 code for a protein of 151 amino acids.